GGGUGUGGCUGCAUAAAUAAAAUACCGCGGUAGCUUGUUCAGUUUUGCUACAGGACUUGUUGCUAUGCUACAUCAGAGUCGUUGAGCGAAGAGGAUUGCAGAGAUUGUUGGAUACCGAUGCGUUUAUGCCUUGGUGCACCUCUGAAACUAACAAUAUAGAGGUGAAAAAAAUCUUAUUCUAUUUAAGGAGGUUGCAGAGGAAUUCGUUUUUCUUUUUAACAUUGACUUGGUGAUGCGUUAUGGAGGAACCUUGAAUAGCACGGUUGAGCUGCAGAUAUGUUCUCGAAGUGAACUUGGGGGUAAUUGUAGACUGUCGAGAAUGAAAGCUGUUUCUUCACCGAGGGAUAUUGUGUUGAUUACGAUCCUUCUGUAAAGGUUCAUUUUGAUGUUUAAGAGAAGAUAAUGUAGAUCAAUUUUUUAAAAUUUUAAGGAGAUAUUUCGUUACUUAAUUUACAUAUCAUAGAUACUAUUUUUCUUCAUCAGAUUGCUCCGGUAACGUUCUGGAAUGCAACAAACCAAAGUUAGUGAUGAAGUUACUGGGCGAAGAUUUCCAUUCCCUCUGCAGCCAGUGUGUCUAAUCUAAUCGAUAUAGUUAUGUUCCCAUUUGUUGUUUGUCAAUGGGAUAACAAAUAACUAGUGUUUACGUAAUCUUUGUUUUUGGUCAAUGGUCGCUGUCGAAGGCUAUGUUGCUCUUUCUUCAUUUCUUGCCAUGCUCAUGGGAUCUUGUGGAAGUUGUGUGGAAACUCUAGAAGUGGAUCUUGACUUAUAGUGAAGUAUUAUAUAGAUGUCAUAUUGUUGAUGAGUGACUUGUUCCGGCUACAAGUAAGUUUGAAUUCAUAAUGUGGAAUCAUGUUUCCGAUGGACUUGUUCCGGCUAAUUCCUAUCCCAGAGCAGAACUUUGUGUCACCACCAAAUAUGAUUGUGAUAUGAUUGUGAUCCGAUCUUUUGACGUGAACAAGCCAGGAUUUUAGGUUGAUGAGAUAAGAGGUGGUGUUGCUGGUGGGAGUAUUCUAAGGUACAGGGUGUUUUUGAAGGUGAAUCAAAUGAUUGAUGCUCGCCCUGGAAUAGCUGUAAAGACGAGAACAGGAAUAUCAAAUGUACACACAUAUAUUCAAGGGUCGUCUCAUUAUGUGCUGAGCAAAAUGAACUUCAAUUUGCAGUGUCUGGAGGGCUCACUGGGGUUGGCACUACUACGGACCCACGUUGAUUCGUGCUGAUAGGUUAGUUGGUCAGGUUCUGGGAGAGGUGGUUCCUCUACUGGAAAUUUUCUUUGAGCUUGAGUAAGUGGUAUUGAAUUUCCAUGGCUGUGCAACUAUAAAAGGAUGUUACCUGGAGUAUGGAGUCCCCUCAUCCAACAACAGAUAUUCCUACCGAGGAAUUGCCAAUCUUGUAAACCUUCGAGAAGUUUAGUGAGCAAAAUGAUAAAAAUAAAAGUACAGGGACCUAAGUGAGACAAACAAUAUAUUUGAGCAGUCAUGUCAUCGUCCUCCCUCCUCCUUCCUCGUUCUUCGGCUUGUGCUCUCGUCUCUGUCUCGUCUCGUGUCGUCUCGUCUCGCUGCUGCUGAGAGAUACUCUGCCCUAAACGCGCCAUGUUCGUCGGUUCACUGCGACGAAGAAGCUUGCUUUGUCUGAGGUCCAAUUCAACGAUCCCCAACCUCUCUCCCCUCCCAACUCCGCCAUUGCUGCCAUUCAGAUUCCUGUCGGUUACUCCAACCGGAGACUCCCCCACAGUCACGCUCCUCAUCGAUUCCCUCGGGUUCUCGCCGGAAACCGCCCUAUCAGUGUUCAGGAAGCUCCAGAACAAGGACACUAGGAAUGCAGACUCCGUCAUUAGCUUCCUCAAGAGCCGCGAUUUCUCUGCUGCUCAAAUCUCCGAGAUGGUCCGGAGGUACCCUGGACUCCUUCGGCUGAAGCCCGAGCGCACACUUCUGCCUAAGCUCGAGUUCUUCCAGUACAAGGGGUUGUCGAGGCCCGAACUCUCGGAGUUGUUAUCAUCACACCCGCGUGUCCUGUGCAGAAGCUUAGAGAGGUCCGUAAUCCCUAAUUUUAACUUCUUUAGGAGCUGGCUCAAGUCCGAUUUGAAGGCACUGCAAUUAGUUAUUAGGCACUUGUAUCGGUCUGGAGCUCAGGAGAUGAUGGCUGCUAAUCUGAAGCAUCUUCUAGAUAAUGGGGUUUCCGAAUGGAAUGCUGCUUCCAUAUUACAGCAUCAAACCGACAAGCUCUAUUCUAAACGUGCUAGGUUGAGUGAGGCAGUGCGUGUUUUGAAGGAAAUGGGGCUCGAUCCCGAAAAAGCUACCUUUGGACAUGCUUUAUCGGUUGUGCUCGGGAUGUCUAAAUCCAGUUGGGAGAGUAAAGCGAGAGUUUAUCGGAAGUGGGGUUGGAGCGACAAAGAGUUUCUUUCCGCUUUCAGGAAAUUCCCCCUCUGUAUGGCGGCAUCUGAGGUUAAAAUCAACCAACGUCCACAGGUUGGGAUGGAAGCCUUCCCUGAUUGCUGAGAAUCCUGUCCUCCUCACGAGUAGCUUUCAGAAGAGGAUCGUCCCGAGGGCUUCGGUUUUGCAAUUCCUGCUAUCUGAAGGUUUGAUGGGGGACAAAUGUUAUAGCUUGGUCCAAUUUUUCACAAUGACUGAGAAGUGCUUCAUGAAGAGGGUUGCUAGGUUCCCAGAGGUAGCUCCUCGUAUCUUGGCCAUCUACGAAGAGGAACUAAGCAAACCGAGAUGAGAAUGGUAUAUGACUGGCUUGAUGAAGAUAUUACAGUAGCUUAUUCAGUUUUGCGACAGGACUUGGUUUUUGCUAUGCUUAGAUCAGAGUUAUUGCCAAAGAAGAUUGGAGGAUUCCCUCGUAUACCCUGACUUGCUAUGAGGAAGAUUUUGAUGCGUCUACUAUGUGUUGGUGCUUGGGAUAAGUCUUUAGUCGCACCUUUGAAACUAACAGUACAUGAUGUGGAAAUUCUCGAUAUCACAAACCCGCGAGUAUAAGGAUUGUAUCAAGCACUAUAGAUGUCAGUAAAGUAUUGUUCCCAUGGAGAAUUGAUCCAAAAUUAUUGUUAAGCACUAAAAUUAAUACGCUCAAUAGAAGUCGAGCAAGUCUGUAAUAAUGAGAGACGUAACUAAAGAAAGUAAUACUAACUAGCAACAUCACCAAAGAGUUACGUGAAAAA
Punica granatum (pomegranate) is the source of this 3157-nucleotide messenger RNA. The record is from RefSeq and is a predicted model, not a curated record. NCBI's taxonomy places the organism in Eukaryota, Viridiplantae, Streptophyta, Magnoliopsida, Myrtales, Lythraceae.